UACCGGAGCAUCUUCCAAAUAGCCCAAUGUGUCCAGCAAACCCCAAACAUACCUCGGGCGGCAAAGGGCUAUGUGUUUAUCACGGGAGAAGGAAGACGGGGUCUACGCUCAAGGCCGAACGUACUAUGAGCGAUAGACGCCAAGGCUCGGAAGUAUCCAUCACCUCACAGACCGAAAAGGGAUGGCAAGAGGGGAAUUAAGUAAUAAGUUGAUAUUAACCAUACAGUGAAACC
Colletotrichum navitas is the source of this 233-nucleotide messenger RNA. RefSeq lists its product as uncharacterized. The transcript has a single exon. The record is from RefSeq and is a predicted model, not a curated record. The coding region runs from base 27 to 200 and encodes 57 amino acids. NCBI's taxonomy places the organism in Eukaryota, Fungi, Ascomycota, Sordariomycetes, Glomerellales, Glomerellaceae.